Messenger RNA from Paramecium sonneborni, 3886 nucleotides. Lineage: Eukaryota; Ciliophora; Oligohymenophorea; Peniculida; Parameciidae. The record is from the annotation of a GenBank genome assembly.
AUGUAAAAUAAUGAGACUGUCUUUCAAAGUAUAGAAAGUCCAAUUCAUAAUUAAAAUGUUUUAUCUCCUCGAUUUGAUGAAUUAAUUCCUAUAUAUUCUAAUGAUAACGUUGCUGAUUAACCUAUGGACUAAGCAUUGAAGUUAAAGAGAAAUAUAUUUGAAAGAAAGAAUUUUCGAGCAUUAAAUGAUGGACAUAAAUCUGAUAAUUCUAAUGAGAAUAAUUCUUUUAGUAGCUAUAAGUAAAUCUUCUUAAUUUAAAAUGACUAGUGAAAUUUUAUAUGAUGUAGGAUCUCUUAAAUCAAAAAAUCAUUCCUUCAUUCAAUAAUAGAAAAGUCCAAGUCUCUCUUAUUAAGAGUAUUAAACUAAUAAACCUUAUUAAAAAGAAUUGUCACAUUAAAUUCUAGAUUCAACUUAUAAUCUUCAUUAUUAGAUAACAAAGUUUAACUCAAAACUUGAAAAAUGUUAAAGUUUUGUUUAAUAAUUUGAAAUGCAAGAGGACAAACUAUAGAAAAUCAAAAUAGAACAAAAAAAGAAUUAAUUUAGAGCAAUAGAAGUUUAAUCUUAAAAAUAAUUGUGUCGAAGAGAAGAUAAUGUUGGGUAUUUAUUGGAUAAAAUUUAGGUUAAAUGAAAUUUGGUCAUAAAAGGGUUUAAUGAUUAUCAGAUUAGUUUCUAGAUUUAUUUAAUAAUUAAAGACAAAAACAGAAACAAUUAAAUUUAGACUUUUAACACAAAAAAUAUUUUCUGUUAUUGGGGAUUUGUCUAGUAACUUUGAAUUUAUUUUGAUUUCACAUUAAAUUAAACAAUAACCAAGUUUAGUAAUUAUAUAAAUAACAUUAGUUUCUUAUUUUAAAAUAUAAUUUUCAAAAAAAAGCAACUAAAUAUUUACACUAUUUUGAAUAUUUCUAAGAUUUUCUUAGUAAAAACAUUAUAGUAAUUAAACCAGAUAGUAAAUUUAAAAUAAUUUGGGAUAUAAUUUUAUUAUUAUUUAUUGUAAUGAACAUAUUUUAUAUUCCUAUAAAUAUAAGUUUUAACAUUUAAAUUACAGGAGCUUUUGAAUAUUUAUUUGAUUUACUUCCAUCAUGGAUAUUUGUAGCAGAGAUUAUAUUAAAUUUUAAUACUGCUUAUUAUGAUAAAGGUUUAAUGCAUGAAGAUAGAAAAUAAAUAGUAAAACAUUAUGUAAAAUAAAACUUUUUUUGGGAUUUGAUAGUUGCAAUUCCAUUUUUAAUAUCAAAUUUAAAUAUUCAAGUCGUAAGAUAUAUUUUACUUUUAAGAUUAACUAGAUUAAAUCCUUUGAUGGAAAGUAUUGAAGAAAUGCUUAAUUUAGAAGUAUAAAAAAGAUAUUAAAAUAUAGGAAAAUGUAUAAAUAGUUGUUGAUCUAUUUAAACUUAUAUUUUUUCUUGUUUUAACAGGUCAUUUUUGUGGAUGUGCAUGGCAUUUUGUGGCUUUAACUGAAUAUGAAUCUUUUGGAAUAACUGAAACUUGGUUGACUCAUUAUGAUCCUGCUGCUAAUGAAUAUCAUUGGUUUGAUAGAUAUAUAAUAUCUUUGUAUUGGAGUGUUAUAACAACAGUAACAGUUGGAUAUGGAGAUAUAGUUCCAGUGACUACAUUUGAAAGAAUAUUUGUUAUAAUAGUAACACUAUUACUUUGUGGUAUAUUUGGUUAUUGUAUAUCAAAUAUUGGAAACAUUUUUCAAUCUAUUUCAGAUAAGAAGACUAUUUAUAAGUUUAAACUUCGUUAAAUUCAUUAACAUAUUAGAAAACGUGGACUUAAUUUAAAUUUAUCAUUAAAGGUACCUAUAUUUUAAUAUUAUUUAUAAGGUUAAAAAGUAUUUUGAGUAUUAUUUUAAAUUAGAAUAAGAUGAAGAUAAUCAUGCUGAAUUCUUUUUAUCAUAACUUACUAAACAUUUAAGAGAAGACGUCUUAACAGAUUUAUAUCGUAUUACACUAAGAAAAUCUAGACUUUUAAGAGAUAAUUUUAAUGAAAUAACAAUUAAUAAUCUUUGUCAAUUUGUUAAAGAGAAAAAGGUUUUACCAGAAGAAGUACUCUAUUCUUAAUAUGAUUAACCUAAAAAAAUAUGGUUUGUACUUUCAGGUGCCUUAGAAUAUGUUGCUGAUCAUAAAAGUAAAAUAUAAUUACAUUAUGUAAGAUGAAAAUGAUAUUUAUGAAGCUACAGAGACAUUUUUGAAAAAAGUAACUGUUGGGUAAAUUAUUAAUUCAAUUAUUUAGAGCUGUUUUAGGAGAAAGAGAAUUCAUUACUUAAUAACCUUAUGAAUACAAAGCUAGAGCAUUGAAAUUUACUUAGAUGGCUUAUAUAGAGUAUUUAAUUUAACAAUAGAAUAUAGUUAUGAUGAUUUUAUAAAUGUUAUUGCAGAAAAUGAUAAAGAAUAUGAAAUAUUUUGUAUGAAAAGAGACAGAUUGUUAUUAUAUCCAGCUUUUAAGGGUUCAGGAAAUGUAUGUGAAAUAUGUGAAUGGACCCAUAAUUUUAUUUAGUAUUAUAUUAUAUAGAUAUUUUUAUAAGAUGUCCAUUCGUUUUUUUAUAACCUAAUACUAAUAAAAUUGCAAAUAGAUUUACUACAAUUAAACUCAAUAAUAGAAUUAAAUUUCCUUAUCGAUUUGUUAAAAAGUCAAGAGCUAAAGAUAUUUUAAAUAAAACUUAAGAAUGCGCUUUAAGAAUAAUUGUUGGAAAUUUAACUGAAUAGUAAAUCUUUUUAUUAAAAAUAUUUUUAGAGAAUACACAGAUGAAUAUUUGAUUUCUUUAGGAUUUUAAUUGAGUCCAAAUAUAGAUGAUAUAUCUCCUAAAAAUGAUGAUUCUUCUUAAAACUAGUAUGAUUCUAAAUCAAUUUAAAAUUUUGAGAAAUAAAAUACCAUUUAAUAAAACAAUAUGAGAAUAACAACUGAUUUAAGAGAAAGUCGAGAUUUAGAUCUGGGUAAUUAAAUGAAAAAAAGUAUUAUAAAUUUUAAAAGAAUAAAAUUUGGAUAAGAAAGAACAAGAGCAAUUUAAUUUUAAAAAAAAGAAAAUUAAGAUAAGAUUUCUGAAACAUUAGAAUAAUCAUAAAUGUUGACUAUUCCAACUGCAUAGAUUUAAAAUAAAAAUAAUAUACUUUCUAAUAAAUAAUUUUAAUAAAAAUCAAGAAGAUCAUCGAAUUUUGAUGAUUUUGGAUUUGUAUAAGUUUCAUAGAAAUUGGGAAGUUUGGCUUAAUAAUUUGGUUAAUAGGAAUUUGAAAAUAAUAUGUGUCCUCUUAAAUAAAUAAGUAGAAAUAGUGAAGAAAGUGAUAUGAAAGACUCAAUAAAAAUUAAAAGGUAAAUAGAAAGUUAAGAGAGAAGAUUUUAGAUAAGGGGAGAAUAAAAAAGAAAAUUAAAGAAGACAACUAUUUAAUUUGGAUAAAGACAAAAGAAACGAUCAUAUUAAAAUUCUAAUUAAAGUCCAAUUUCAUAAAAUUAAUAAUAGAUUAAAUAAAUAACAAUUUAAUUUGAUUAACAGAGAAAUAGAACUAGUUUCUUAGAAAACAAAAAGAAUUUGGGUUAAACAACACAUCUAACAAGUUCUGGUUUAAUAGAAUAGAAAGUAGAAAUAAAAGAAGGAUCUUUAAAUGAUUCAUUGCAAUAAAAGAUAUUUGAUAUAAUGUAUACUAACGUAAAUUUAGAAAUGGAUAAAUAUAAAUCAACUUUAGAAUAUUUUCCAGAACAUAAUGUAGACAUUAUUUUGAAAAAAAUAGAAAUGUAUUAUUAAUAAAAUAAAAUGAAAGAAAAAAAGAUGUAUAAAAGAACUAAGUCUAAUCGUAAUUUAUUUGAAAGAAUUAAAGCUUCAAAAAAUACAAUUAUAAAAAGCUUAUUGAAUAAUUCUAAAUCUUAAAUAGAUGUAUAAAAGAAUGAUGAUAAAACUUGA